This is a messenger RNA of Chlamydomonas reinhardtii, 1682 nucleotides long. RefSeq lists its product as uncharacterized. Gene Ontology annotation, cellular component: anaphase-promoting complex; nucleus. Gene Ontology annotation, molecular function: zinc ion binding; ubiquitin protein ligase activity; cullin family protein binding. Gene Ontology annotation, biological process: anaphase-promoting complex-dependent catabolic process; positive regulation of mitotic metaphase/anaphase transition; protein ubiquitination. The record is from RefSeq and is a predicted model, not a curated record. Bases 410 to 673 code for a protein of 87 amino acids. NCBI's taxonomy places the organism in Eukaryota, Viridiplantae, Chlorophyta, Chlorophyceae, Chlamydomonadales, Chlamydomonadaceae. The transcript is spliced from 2 exons.
CCUUACCUUUCAACCGACUGCACUCCUACACAAGCGUUAUACUCCCAAGAACUAUCCGCGACAGGGGUGUUGCUAUAAUCUUCUGCAGCUGGUCUCUUAUGUGUUUCCCCGACGACUUCAGACAAACGUGGUGAAGUGUCUCAUAUGCAUUAUAAUUAAACUGGCUAUUCGGCCAGGAAAAGUCACUACGUGGGGGUCCCCGCCAAAACUUGGGCUUGCACUGCUCACGGCGACUGCGUUCGUGUUCACACAGCUUCCACUCCUUAAGCCCUCUUCUAUAGGCUGCUGCUAUCCAUCAUCAUUGCUUAGCAGAGGGUACCCAACGGGCGCAGUGACCCCACCGGCACCACAGCCACCGCGCGCCGGUGUUAGCGCACGUGGGCGCGGUGGGUCCCCGAGCCACUAAGCCAUGGCGUUUGAGAUCAAGGUGAAGAAGUGGCACGCGGUGGCGGCAUGGACGUGGGAGGCGGACGACGUGUGCGGCAUUUGCCGGGCGCCCUUUGACGGCUGCCCGCCCGAAUGCAAGUACCCCGGCGACGACUCUCCAGUGGUGUGGGGCGCCUGCCAGCACGCCUUCCACCUGCAGUGCAUCCAGAAGUGGCUGUCCUCGGCGGCGGAGCAGAAGUGCCCCAUGUGCCGGCAGGCCUGGGAGUACAAGCGCGCCGCGGAGUGAGCGUGCGCCGCGCGCGUGUUUGCAGCAGGGUCAGGCAGCGGGCGAGGGAGAGAGGGAGGGAGCAGGCGUAGAGGGAGGGGGAUAGGGAGAGGUAGGCGGAGAGAGGGGAGAAGAAAAUAGGGCCAUGGGGGUUCGAGCGGGAGCGUCUAAGGAACGGGAGAAGGAGGCGAUUGGCACGUGACAGGGCGGGCGGGCGGAGCCAAGCGGAUUGGUCUGCACGGUGCCGUGGCAUUGCGAGUCGCUAAUGGGCAUUAGGCGCCGGUAGCGAGGCCCAGAGAGGUGGAGCGUGCGCCGAUGCGGAGUGGGAGAUACCGUAGUCCUGCUGUGCGGACACUGUGUUGGUCUGAACUAUGGAUGUGGCGCGUUGGUGUCAUGCAGACAACCUUCACACGAACUAAUACACCCCAGCUCUUUAUGUGGCGUGGCGGUGUGUAUCAUGAUGACACGCGUACUGGGACUGCAUCUAUGUGUCCGGGCGCCUGACUGCCAGCUUGCACACUCCGUUUGUCGUGCGGGGUGUGUGGCAGCGCAUGCGCAUGUGAGAUGGAUCGCAAUGGCCACGUGUGAUGUGGGUCGCUCUGCGAGGUCAUGACAGCCUGUGAAGGCCUGGAACGGGCAGGUAGGGAUUGCUGGAUGGGGCGAGGGGCCGCGGCGCCCUGCGAUUGUGCGAUAGGACAGGAGAGGUGUAAGGUCGUGCGUAAUGCAGUGCGGGAGGGACGACGUCAGGGGCACGUGCGUCAGAGGUGGCAGGAGGCGAAAUCAGUUGUCGCAGAAAGAAGGCGUAGCAAGCAGCGAGUGGGCUGGACCGUUGGAGACAUGCGUCUCCUGCAUAUCGUGCGGAGUCGUGCUAUUGGCUGCGUGACAGUGUGGCUCUGGCAGAUGGCCGGAUGUACGUGUGUCGUCACUGGCUGUUCGCCAAUUGGCUGGUUUCGGGCUUCCGAUUUCGGUGAGUGAUGGUCAAGGAGUGACUGAUUGUCAACGCGGUGUGAGUCUCAAGAACUGUGAUGUA